AUGAAGUCUAUUUCUCUUUCGAAUAACACAUUUAAGCGUAGAAUCAAUGACAUUGCAGCAGACAUAAAGUCACAAAUAAUUAACAGAGUGAAAUUAUCCCGAUUUUUUGCUAUUAGUUGCAAUGAAUUCACCGACAUCGUUAAUUCUGCACAGUUAAUAGUUUAUGUUCGUUGCAUCGGCGGGGAUAUCAUUCAAGAAGAGAUUUUGUACUCCCAAUCUCUGAUAGCAGGUACUACAUGUGAAGAUAUAUUUAAUUCAAUAUCAAAUUCUGUUGAGAAAAAUGAUUUGGAUUGGAAGAAACUCACUGGACUUUGCACCGAUGGCGCACCUGCAUUGAUAGGUGUACGAUCGGGCUUAGCUAAAAAGCUCAAGGAAAAAAAUCCCGCAAUGAUUAGUACACAUUGUACUUCGGACUCGGCUAAAAGGAUUGUAAACUACAUCAAGAGCAGCGCUUUGAACAGUCGGUUAUUUUCUUCACUUUACGAGGAUCUCGAUUCUGAUCACAAAGUUCUUCUGUUCCAUACUGAAAUAUGCUAG
Acanthoscelides obtectus is the source of this 537-nucleotide messenger RNA. The record is from the annotation of a GenBank genome assembly. NCBI's taxonomy places the organism in Eukaryota, Metazoa, Arthropoda, Insecta, Coleoptera, Chrysomelidae.